This is a messenger RNA of Fusarium graminearum PH-1, 1475 nucleotides long. RefSeq lists its product as uncharacterized. The record is from RefSeq and is a predicted model, not a curated record. Bases 155 to 985 code for a protein of 276 amino acids. NCBI's taxonomy places the organism in Eukaryota, Fungi, Ascomycota, Sordariomycetes, Hypocreales, Nectriaceae. The transcript has a single exon.
UUCAAACCAGUCACUCUUUUCACGGCUUCCAGCCUACCACACUCUUUUUUAUUAUACAUAAUAAUUUAGGUCGCUUCGCAGCUUCUUAACAACAAUCCCGUUUUCCUACCUUACCAAUUACUAUAUACCGUAAUUCCUAAAUCCAACCUUCAAGAUGCAGUUCACCAUCUCCGCCGCUGCCCUCAUGGCUUUCGCCGCCCAGGCUCUUGCCCAGGUCGCUGACUUCGACCCCGUCCUCACCCCCAGCAACUGGGAGCAGGUCCAGACCGGUGAGACCCUCGAGAUCACCUGGCAGGCCAAGCCCAAGUACUCCGGCGAGAAGAUCUCCAUCUCUCUGAUCGGUGGUGCUACCCAGAACACCCAGGUCCCCAUCAAGACCAUUGCUACCGGUGUUGACAACGACGCUGCUUCCUACUCCUGGAAGAUCGACUCUUCCGUCGGCACCAACAACGUCUACGGUCUCGUCCUCAAGCUCGAGAGCAACCCCGAGGUUUUCCAGUACUCUUUCCCCUUCAAGAUCGAGGGUGGCAAGGAGAAGCCUUCCGAGGCUGAGGAGAAGCCCUCCAAGACCGAGGAGAAGAACGACUACGAGCUCCCCACUGAGGCUCCCAAGCCCACCAAGGAGGCUUACCCCGUUCCUCACACCACCGUCGUUGCUGUCCACGAGACCGUCACUGUCCCUUGCAACACCACCACCGUUGGCGGUUCUCCUACCACCUUCGUCCCCGUUGUCAAGACUCACUACCCCGUCCCUCCUCCUGCUCACCAGGCUCCUCCUGCCAACAACAACGGCACUGCUCCCCACCCUCCCGUUUACACUCACCCUGCCCAGCCCAACGUUCCCGUUGUUCCCACCAAGCCCGCUGGCCAGCCCCCUGUCUACGGCCAGCCUACCCCUACUCCCGUCCCUGUCUCCGGUGCUGCCCGUUUCGGUGCUCCCGUUGCCCUGGUCGCUGGUCUCGUCAUGGCCGCUUUCGCUCUGUAAGCGGAGUCACGCACUUGAUCUUUGGUUCUAGCGUGGCGUCAUGACUUCAUGACUGCAUUUUAGAGGGUUUUCUCAUUUCUUCUGGGUAUGGAGCAGACUGGGUAUAUUAGGACUCUGUUGCGCACAUACAUUGCUUCUUUUGUUGGUAUUUAUGAGACGGAAGGUUUUCUGGAUUGUUAAUGUAUUGAGGAAAAAACUAUAAAACCCAAUUUGGGUUAUUUGUCUUGAUCAAUUUUCUCCGAUGUAGCUGCCCCGUGUUCCUCUGCCGCUACGUCGAAUAGACAUAUGACCCAACUUUUGUUUUCCCAGGGAUCAUCACCUUCUAGUGUUAUGAAUAUGAAUACUAAGAUACCCCAUUUUAUUUUGACAAUUGCAUCUUAAAACAAAGCUCGUGUAUUCUGUCUUUUGCGUGAUUUUGGUAACCCGACUAACUUUGUAGUAAUAUUGUGAUUUUCGGUAUGUGAAACCGCUGGGACAAACGUGCAUAUCA